AUGACAACAAAUUCAUUAAAAUGUCUAAUUUUUUAUGCCUUAUUUCUAAGCUCUUUUGCUCGUCCCUCCCAGAAACCCGAGGACCCCUUUAAAACCAAAUUCAUCACCAGUAAAAGUGAAGAAGACGUGGAUUCAGAAGACGAUAUUUCUCUCGAAGAAUCCCAUGAAAUGGUCAGAAUCACAACGACACACGCACCACGUCUUCUAUAUCCCCCAACUCAUCAGAAUUUGCUCUAUUCGAUUUUCCCAACGCUCCAAAAGGAGAAAGACUGGCGAAAGUAUUGUCCAGCGAAUCAAUAUCAAUUCCAAAUCACUUGUCGACCGGGAAAAAAGUUGAGAUAUGAUCUUCAAUUAUUCUGUCAACAAUUUUCGGAUAUGUGUGGAGUGCCGAAUAUUAACUUGUAUCCGAGUAGAUAUCAGACUGCAGAUGAUGAAGGACGACCUGCUGGUUAUGGACAGAAGCAGAAAAAUGGGAAUGUUGGAAUCGGAAGGAGUUGGGCGUUAGGAUUGGGUGUGAUUCCGGGAAUGGAAGUGAGAACCAGUCAAGGAGCGGAUAUUGGAAAUGAGAAGUUGCCAUUCUUUGAUCAGAUCGGUGGAAUGAUGCUGAACUACGGAGGCGAGGUGGGUGUACUCGGACACCGUACCGGAAAGGGACCAGCUCGUUCGAUGAAUGCAUUGGCUCGUGGAUAUCCAUCAUUUGGUUUGGGACCACCGAACAAAGCAGCAGACAGUCAGUUUGGAGAGUCCGUGGCUAAAGCUUUGGGUGUUCCAUCCCUUAAUAAUGUAUUUGGAAAAUUGGCGAAGAAUUCGAAGAAUAAGAAAAUCACUGGUUAUGAACCAGGCUAUGGAGCAGUUAAUCCGCAUGGUCCAUUCGCUAUUGGAAAGACCGAUCUCGACGAUAUCAACCUUCCUGGCGGUUUCGGUGCUGUCGAGGUGAUACGCGGAAGUGGAAUGGGAAUUGGAAAGAAGUAA
Caenorhabditis briggsae is the source of this 972-nucleotide messenger RNA. The coding region runs from base 1 to 972 and encodes 323 amino acids. The record is from RefSeq and is a predicted model, not a curated record. The transcript is spliced from 3 exons. NCBI's taxonomy places the organism in Eukaryota, Metazoa, Nematoda, Chromadorea, Rhabditida, Rhabditidae.